CGUUUACAGACAGCCACCCCAGCUGCCGGAGAUGGAAACGAGAAUACCCUCAAUAUCUCUUUUCCUAUGAAAAAUGUGUGAAGGAGGGGUAGGUUCUAGUCUAUACGGGUACCAAUUCCUCCACCGCUGGUUGUACAGGCUGCCCUCGGGACUUCUGUCACAUUGGCGGCAAUUAUUGUAGUAAUGCAUAUUUUGUAACUGAAGCCUGUUCGGAGUGUUUGCAAGAUGUUGGUGCCUGUAAGGACUCGACUUCGUUGCCUAUGGAGUGAGUGAUUUGGCGGACUCGCCACACAUAGCCUAAUUGACAUGGAGAAACCGAGCAAGCAGUGAACGACGCAUUGAAGUGUGCCCGUAAAAGGGAUGUGUGACUGCCAAAUCUUGGCAACUGGCUGUGCGUUCUGGGACGUAUCAAAAUGACACAGCCAUCGCUCCGUGGAAUCGCCUGACCUGAAUUCCUGAGUGUCAACCCAACAGGCGGGUAGUGGCGUGUAUUUGGGGACGCGUUGGGCACUGUUUUCGUUGAAGAGGCUAUCCGUUCGCCCCGACACCGGCUUGUCGGCUUGGAGAGUGAUCUGGGAGGAUAGGCGGAGGAUGGGAGAGCGAGCAGAACCGUAUCAGUGGGUCUCGGGAGGACACCGUCAUAAUACAGGGCAGUGAUGCCGGGCAUGGUGUUGUUUCGGCGGCGCUGGUCAGUAGGCAGUGAUGACCUGGUGUUGCCCGCACUCUUUCUCUUCAUACUGCACUCCAUAUGGCUGGUUGUGCUGCUAGUGGUGCUGUUCGGGCUGCACUACGGCUCGGCCCAGUCCUGCAGCAUCACGCUGGUGGACCACGGCUAUGGCUACCUGGGCAUCCUGGUCAGCUGCCUGAUCUGCGAGAGCGCCAUCAUGUGGCUGAGCAUGAGAGGCAGCAUCCUCUACACGCAGCCCCGCGACGCCGUGCAGUACGUCCUCUACAUACGACUUGCCAUUCUGCUGGUGGAGCUGGUGUAUGCGGUGGUGGGGAUCGCAUGGCUGGUGCAGUACUACCAACCCUGCUCUGAUGUCACUGCCAAGAAUCUCACCCUGGGCAUCGUGGUGUGUAACUGGCUGGUGAUCUUCAGCGUGUGUUUCACCCUCAUGUGUACAUUCGAUCCUACGGGCCGCACCUUCGUUAAGUUGAAAGCCACGCGCCGCCGCCAGCGCAACCUCACCACCUACACACUCAGACACAGGUUGGAGGAAGGCCAGGCCAGCAGCUGGAGCAGGAGACUCAAGUUCAUCAUGUGCUGCACCAGGGCCCAGGACACCCAGUCUGAUGCCUAUUCCGAGGUGGCCAGCCUGUUUGCUGAGUUCUUCCGAGACCUAGACAUCGUGCCAAGCGACAUCAUCGCCGGCCUGGUGCUGCUCAGACAGCGGCAACGGGCCAAACGCUCCGCCAUACUAGACCAGUUGAGGCUGCAGAGGGAAGGACAACAGCAGGCAAGGACAGGGAAAGACAACAGCACAGAGAGAGACAACAAGAAAGACAGGAGAGAGAAAGUGGAGGACAACGAGGCAGAGAAAGAGAGUGACACAGGGGAAGAGAAUGCAAAAGAGGUUGAGACAAAAAAGGAGAAAGAGAGUGAGGCCAACAAUGACAUUAUCGCCUUCCUAUCCGGGAUGCCUGUCACCCGCAACACGAAAUACCUGGACCUCAAAAACUCUGUGGAGAUGGGCAUGUAUAAGGAGGUGUGCUACUACAUGCUGUUUGCUCUGGCGGCGUACGGUUGGCCCAUGUACCUGCUGAGGAAGCCAGCCUGUGGCCUAUGCAGACUGCUCAGCUCCUGCUCAUGUGCAUCUGGCUCCAGUGCGCGUCUGACCCAGUCUGUGACGGUGGAGGAGGAUAACUGCUGUGGUUGCAACGUGCUGGCCGUGCGACGACACUUCCUGGACCAGGACCUCAAGCAGGUCCAGAUUGUCUACAUGUCCUGCCACGACGCCGUGUACGAGACUCCGUUUUUUGUGGCGGUGGAUCAUGGGAAAAAGAAGGUGGUCAUCAGUAUCCGAGGGACUCUGUCCCUUAAAGACGCUUUGACUGAUCUCACGGGCGACUCAGAGAGAUUGCCAGUGGAGGAACAGCAUGGCACUUGGUUGGGGCACAAGGGCAUGGUGUACUCGGCAGAGUACAUCAAGAAGAAACUGGAACAGGAGAUGAUUCUGUCCCAAGCCUUCGGGAGAGAUCUGAGCAAAGGCACAAUGCAUUAUGGGUUGGUGAUCGUGGGCCACUCCCUGGGCGCGGGCACUGCGGCAAUCCUCUCCUUCCUGCUGCGGCCACAGUACCCCACACUACACUGCUACGCAUACUCACCGCCCGGAGGCCUUCUCAGUGAGGAUGCGAUGGAGUACUCUAAAGAGUUUUGCACUUCCGUGGUGUUGGGGAAGGAUCUAGUCCCGAGGAUUGGCCUCUUCCAGCUAGAAGGGUUCCGCCGUCACCUUCUGGAAGUCUUACAGAAGAGCGACAAGCCAAAGUGGAGGAUCAUCGUAGGCGGCACCAAGUGCAUUCCCAAGUCGGAGUUUCCUGAGGAGGACGAGGACGGCACCGAGUCCCAGGGCUCCGCCGCCCCUCCCAGCUCCCGCCUCUGGCUGCACCCCAGUGACUUAAGCAUCGCCCUGUCCGCCUCCACCCCCCUCUACCCCCCAGGCCGGGUCAUUCACGUGGUGCACAACCACCCACCAGAGACCUGCUGUGGCCAGGAGGAGCCCACCUACUCGGCCCUGUGGGGGGACAACAAGGCCUUCGACGAGGUCAUCAUCUCCCCCGCCAUGCUCAACGAACACAUGCCACACAUGGUCAUGGAGGGGCUCCAUAAGGUGCUGGAAAAUUACAACAAAGGCAAGACAGCUCUCCUGUCCGCUGCUAAGAUCAUGGUGAGUCCCACAGAGGUGGACCUGAACCCGGAGACCAUCUUCAUGGGAGCGUCCACAACGUCCCACCAGCCGAGUCCCGUCACCCACCAUCGCAGGAACAGCAGUGUCCGCUCCUGUGCCCGGUCGGAGAUCUCCCUAGACGGCUUCGCUGAGUGCCCCCCUCCCCCGGUUCCCGUGGUGCUGACAGGGGCCCGCGAGCGGCUCACGGUGGAGCUGGGCGACCGCCGGGCCCCUCUAGCCUGCAUGGAGAGCCUGUCGGACGUGGAGUCCCUCUACAGCCUGGACUCUCGCCGCUCCUCUGCGGCGCUCCGGGGCUCGCCGUGCCUGGGAAGCCUGCCGUUCCCUUUGGAUGCGCCCAUCCCGGAGGAGAACCCGUCGCUCAGCUCUCGCACGGAGCUCCUGGCAGCUGAUGGACUCCAGCCGGACACGCCUGAGCACGAGCUGGGGGAGCCGGGGCCUUACAUCCCCACGCCCCCGCUGCAGUACAGCCCCCAGCUCUCCCCGGACACCCCUCGUUACAACCCCCACACACACGUCCGCAGCAACCACAACCACCAUGCGCCUCCUCCCGUCCUGGGGCAGACGGUGAUCGGACAGCCUCCCCCCUACCAGGAUGGACCCCUACAGGCAACAGCAGCAACGACCACAGCAGCUGGAGCAGAGACGAUCAAUGUUUACCUGCAGCAGUCAGGGCCUCCCAGCCCGGAGAUGCCCCCCUCCACGCCCCACAGCCCCAGGGGGUGCAGCACUCCUCUGGAGCGGGGCAGCCAGGAGUCGGUGGUGGUGGACACUGAGGUGAAGGCUGCCAGCGAGCUCCCUUCCAAGACUGCUGGCAUCGAUAGUGGAGCUCCUGAGGUUGCAGCAGCUGCUGCUGCCUCAGCCUCCGCCUCCACCUUCGCCUCCGCCUCCACCACCACCUCCACUCCCUCUUCCUCUUCCCUGGCAGCCCAGCAGGAAGCCAAUCCCCCGCUCUCCAACGGGAACCCCAGCCAGGUGGUGCUGGAGUUCGCCCAGUACCUGGACUCUCUCUUCAGGCUGGACGGCAGCGGCUCUCCGCCUCUGGAGCUUUCCGACGGCGAGUCGGAGUCUGGCCGCGGCUCCUACAGCCAGAGCGAGGGCCAGGGACCGGGACCGGGCCAAGACCUGGAUCAGUUAGUCCAGGGCCCAGGGCAUAGCGGAGGACCUGGCCAGCAGCAGCAGCAGCAGCUGGGGGACGAUGGGGACAGGCAGCUGCUGGCCAGGGCCACCCUGGAGCCCAACCUGGUGCCCAAGCCUCCGCGCACCUUUGCUGGGUCGGCGGACCAGUCUUCUGGCAUCUCUCUGUCUCCCUCCUACCCGCUGUCCUCGUCCGGGGAGCUGAACGACCUCUCGCCCUCGGACGGGCCGCCGGUCGCCAAUCACAUACGAACUUCGACCCCGUGCGUUUAUAAUGAGGAGAAUGCACUCGCGUCUAUGGUGUAGUGUUCCUCACCUCUCUCUCUCUCUCUCUCUCUCUCUCUCUCUCUCUCUCUCUCUCUCUCUCUCUCUCUCUCUCUCUUCCAUCUCUUUCUCUCUCCCAUUUCUCUCUCUCUACCAUCUCUCUUUCUGGCCCUCUCUCUUACUCUGCUCUUCUUGCAGUCUUAAUCUCUCACUGUCAAUCUACCAGUCUCUCUAUCUCAUACAGUCGGUGCAUUCAUUGAAUAAUCUGAAUGGAUUGUGCAACAUGCAUGCGUAGCAAUGCAAUCUGACUUCCAAGACAGCUGGCUAGCAAAAUACAAGACAAAAAAAAAACAUCACUGAACAGUAACCUCAUUUUAUAGUUAUUUUUGUUGGCUGUCUAUACUGAAUGCUACAUGUUGUUUAUUCACUGUCCUGGUCCUUCUUAGCAUUCCAAGCAUCCCCACGUAUCACCAGAGUCCGUUGGGAGGAAAAUGCCACACCACCAUUUGGUUGAGACAGACUUAAGAAACAUUAUUACGGACAUAAACACUAUCGGCAUCACUGCCCUUCACCAUGAAGACUUGCACAAGAGAAUGAAAAACAAAUCACUUUUCAUGUACUAUAUUAUUUCUUGUUUACAUUUGCAUUUAUUACUUUUUUUAAAAAGCAUGUUUUAAUGAAUUAAAGGGAGCCUUCUGUGAGUUCAGAAAGUGCCAGGUCUAGGUACAUAAACUAAGUGUGGCACUGAAAUCUGACAUCCAUGCCAUACACUGAAUGUUAAUUCCACACACAUGAAGCAUUUUUAUUCCCCCAUGGAUCUUCCCUCUUUAGUGUGGCAUACACGUGGAGACGAUACGUGUAACUUGAACCACAGCACCAAUGCAGGGACUCGAAGUGUCUUGGAUAAAAUAGGAAGGAAAUGGGAAGUUUUAAGAGGGAAUUGGGCAAACGAGGGAAGAGGAGGUUUGUUGGCGUAUCGGCACAAAAAAAAUCCUCAGGUUUAUAAAAGGUUAUGUUUGGGUGAAGCAGACAAACCAAACAGAGAAAGCCACUUUAGAACAUGAUUUGACUUUACACUCCAGGUUUGUAAGUAGAUUACGAACAUGUACUUAUGUAUGUUAAACAGAUGUCAUUGAAAGGCCUUUUUUUAAAUAAUCAGAGUUUGGAGGCGAUGAUUGUGAUGCUGUGAUGCAAGUCAAGUCGAACAUUUACAUUCCCGGACUAACCCACAUCAACAUCCACAUUUUUAACCCCCUGCCAAAAAAAACCCUACCUUUUUUUUUACAAUUGCCAAAUAUAUUUUAAGAGAUGUCAUUUAUCAGUAUAGGAGACGUGCGUAAUGAGUAUGACAUACGUGCGUAAUGAAUAACCCAUGCAAAAUACAAAUGGUCAGCAACAGAGACAGGAAUGUGUAAGGGAUGGCUGCAGGCAGUGGCUGCGAGCAUUGCCAAGCACUGGAUAACACAACUGAGUAGAGUGGAAUAUAUGAGAGAGCUCCCAAAAAGAUGAUGAUGAUGAUGAUGAUGAUGAUGAUGUCAUCUCACACUGCCAAGAAAGAGUAUGUAAUAAGUAUGUGGGUCUCAGGGCCAUGGUGCUUUCCAAAAACAAAACAGAAGCAUGGGAACCAAUGUACGGGUGAGCCCCUAUACCUUUUUCUGCCCUCCACGGCAAAGAUACCUUUAAGAACCAGUUCAUCUCAAGCACACUUGGGCCAGGACUGGAUAACACUAUAUACGGGGAUUCAGGUUGAUCUCGUCCCAUAUCUCUCAUAUUAUUCUUAUUUCAAAACAAAAACAAAAUGUGCAUCAAAGCAAGCCUUGUGUCUGUGGCCAAUUUAUUAUUAUCAUUUUUAUAUCUAUCUUUUUUGGAAUGUGAUGUCAUUCAUAUCUGAUCAUUAUUUAUUAUUGCCAUUCCAUUAUCAUUUCUUAGGCUUACAAUAAUUGGUGUUAUGGUGAUCCAUUAAGACACGUAUUCUUAUGGUUAUUAUUGCUCUUUUUGUAUAAUUUAAAUGAGUUAAGUUGAGUUAGGGGAGCUCUUUUGAAGUAAAAUAAAAUAAAAUAAAAUCUCCUAUGACCCUGUGAAAAAGUACUCCUGGGGCAACAGACAGUCAGCAUGACUUUUUAAAUAAUUAAGAAUGAUGUAUGGAAGACAAGGAAAGUUACGUGUGUGUGUGUGUGUGUGUGUGUGUGUGUGUGUGUGUGUGUGUGUGUGUGUGUGUGUGUGUGUGUGUGUGUGUGUGUGUGUGUGUGUGUGUGUGUGUGUGUGUGUGUGUGUGUGUGUGUGUGUGUGUGUUUUGUGUUUUGUGUUUGUGAAAGUGUUAAAUGUGACAUUCACAGUGUGAACAUUCAACAUUGGAAUUACCUAUAUUAAAUCUGCCAACAAAAUAUUUUUUGGACCAUUUGGGUUUUUGAAAUAGCCUACCUUUAACUUUUCUAAAAUCUCAGUUGUCACUGAUGUUAUGUACUAUAUCUGCUGACUUCAGAAUGUCGGACAGAGGAAUGAAAAACCAAGUCUGUUUUUAUUCAGUAUGAUCUGACUGGGCACAGGACCAAUGGAAUGAUAAGGGAGAAGCCCCGGGUACUUUUUCACAGUGGCUAUGUACAGCACUGUCUUCAUUGUGUACUUAUUUAUAUGCAAGUAUAUCUGUCUUGUUUCCAGUCUUUGACAAAGAGAAACAAGGAAAAAAACUAAGACCCAUAGGACAUGAUCUAGAUUAAAUUACUGUAAAAUAAAACAUAAAUGGUAACAAGUUUAUCACAGAUAUAUAUAUACAGAUAUUGACAGAUAUAAAUGAAUAUAUUUAGCAAGAGAGACAGGCCAAUUUCAGAGAAUAUAAAUAUCUAUAUAUCAAUAAAUAUGUAUAUGACAGUUUAGGAUUUGGUUUUAAUGUCAAAUGAUGGAAAAAGUAAUUGAUGUCUAUGUUUACCAGGUACCCCCCGAUUCCUCGCCCCACCCUCCCCCCUCCCUUGAAUGAGAAUGUAUACCUUCCCUGUUGCCCUGCCUGUAAUACAAUAU
Engraulis encrasicolus (European anchovy) is the source of this 7319-nucleotide messenger RNA. It is a transcript of the gene dagla, whose product is annotated as diacylglycerol lipase, alpha. The record is from RefSeq and is a predicted model, not a curated record. Gene Ontology annotation, molecular function: lipoprotein lipase activity. The transcript has 21 exons. The coding region runs from base 657 to 4346 and encodes 1229 amino acids. Gene Ontology annotation, cellular component: cytoplasm; postsynaptic membrane; dendrite membrane. Gene Ontology annotation, biological process: retrograde trans-synaptic signaling by endocannabinoid; arachidonate metabolic process; diacylglycerol catabolic process. NCBI's taxonomy places the organism in Eukaryota, Metazoa, Chordata, Actinopteri, Clupeiformes, Engraulidae.